AUGGGAGUUCAAAAGCUUCAAGUUGGUAUGGCCGGUCUUGGUCGUGUUGGCAAGUUCCACGCCAUGAACUUCCUCCAACGUACCCCUCGCGCCGAGCUCGUCGCAGCCUUUACCCCCGACCCAACCGAGAUUGCGUGGGGAAGAGUGAACUUGGAACCCCAUGGAGUCACUUUGUACGACAAUUACGAUGAGAUGCUCAAGCACCCAGGUCUUCAAGCUGUGGCUAUUGGAACUGCGACCUCGGUUCACGCAGAAGAAACCAUUAAAGCUAUUGACGCGGAUUUGCAUGUUCUGUGCGAGAAGCCUCUCUCAAUCAAUAUCGAUGUGUGCAAAGCCGUUGUCGCAGCCGCAAAGAAGAAGCCUCAUCUGAAGGUGAUGUGUGGCUUCUCCCGACGCUUCGACGAGUCAUACCGAGAGGCCCAUAAUAAGGUUGAACAAGGACUCAUUGGAAGACCCUCUAUCAUUCGAAGCCAGACCUGUGAUAAGCUCGACCCAUCAGGUUUCUUUGUUGAGUACGCUGCAUGGUCUGGUGGUGUUUUUGUUGAUAUGGCUGUGCAUGAUAUCGAUCUUACCCUGUGGUUCUUUGGGGACGACAUAAUUCCCAAGAGCAUCUCUGCACAUGGUAUUACAGCAGUUCAGCCCGAGUUGAAGAAGCACAAGGACUAUGAUAACGCUGUUGGAAUUGUCGAGUUCCAAAAUGGCAAGAUCGCCUAUUACUAUUGUUCACGUAUGAUGGCCCAUGGACAAGAGGAUACCACGGAGAUCAUUGGAACCGAGGGCAAGCUGGCUGUGAAUAACAACCCUCAGUGCAACUUUGUCAACUACUACCACUCUGGUGGCAUCACACGCGAGGUGCCCCCGAAUUUUAUGGGUCGCUUCGGCCCUGCCUUUGUACAGGAGGCCAAUGACUUCACUGCGGCUUGUCUUGACAACACACCACUUCCUAUGAAGUUGAGUAAUGCAGUGAAAGCAGUCGAGAUUGGAGCUUAUUUGCAAGAGGCGCUUGUGACUGGCAAACAGCUUCACUUUGAUGAAAUUGGACGACGCAUCGAGAAGGCGCAGCUGUGA
This is a messenger RNA of Penicillium malachiteum, 1068 nucleotides long. Its product is annotated as putative NAD binding Rossmann fold oxidoreductase. The record is from RefSeq and is a predicted model, not a curated record. NCBI's taxonomy places the organism in Eukaryota, Fungi, Ascomycota, Eurotiomycetes, Eurotiales, Aspergillaceae. Gene Ontology annotation, cellular component: cytoplasm. Gene Ontology annotation, biological process: NADPH regeneration. The transcript is spliced from 2 exons. Bases 1 to 1068 code for a protein of 355 amino acids. Gene Ontology annotation, molecular function: oxidoreductase activity; nucleotide binding.